Messenger RNA from Gregarina niphandrodes, 438 nucleotides. Its product is annotated as RNA recognition motif protein. The transcript has a single exon. The record is from RefSeq and is a predicted model, not a curated record. NCBI's taxonomy places the organism in Eukaryota, Apicomplexa, Conoidasida, Eugregarinorida, Gregarinidae. The annotation marks the transcript as partial. Gene Ontology annotation, molecular function: RNA binding.
UUCGAGACGGGACGGCCCCGCGGAUUCGGUUUCGUGGAGUUCCAGCAUGCGGCGGACGCACAGGAGGCGCUGCGUGCGUUGAACGACACGGACUUGGACGGGUCGCGCAUUUCUAUCUCAGUAGCGCAGCACGGACGGAAGACCCCGUCUUUGAUGCGUGCGCGCUCCUCAGGUGGCGGUUACGGCCGCAGCGGGCGACGACACUACCGCAAGGGCGACCCGUACUCCGCACCCGAUCGUUACGACCGAUCGCCGCCCCGGUCCAGGCGAUAUGAACGCUCCUAUGAUAACUCUCGCGGUUACUCUUCCGGAGGACGCGACUACAGAGAUGGCGGACGUGACGGUGCUCGCGACGGCGGACGUGAUGGUGGACGCGACUACAGAGAUGGCGGACGUGACUACCGUGACGGCUCUUACGACGACCGACGACGAUACUAA